Pelodiscus sinensis (Chinese soft-shelled turtle) is the source of this 3298-nucleotide messenger RNA. The record is from RefSeq and is a predicted model, not a curated record. NCBI's taxonomy places the organism in Eukaryota, Metazoa, Chordata, Testudines, Trionychidae.
CUUGGCAGAUGCCAAAUUCUCUUUCAUAUGGAAAAAUAUGAGGAGCCUAACUCUAGAAACCUUCAAAAGAUGCUUUACCUUCUAUCAAUGAUGAAGGGACUGCUCCCUUUAUUUAUACCAGCGGUUACACCUCUUUUUGAAGUGAUGGAACAUCAAUGAGCAUUAGAACUUCUCUCAACUUCUGACAUGCCGCUGUCUGAACAGCAAGCAGAUAUUUCUCUCUUUACUGUGUGUUUCACAGAUAAAUGUACUGUGCUUUGUAUUAAGGCUACCAGUGGAAUAUUUUGGUACUUGCAUCACAGUGUCCACUGUUUUGUUUUGAUGUUAAUGUUUUGGUGAAGGCAUUUACCAGCUUCUCUUCUCUCCCCUUGUUCUGUUUCAGAUGCACCCACUGGGACUGUGUAAUAGCAAUGAUGAAGAGGACUUGUAUGAGUAUGGUUGGGUAGGAGUGGUGAAGCUGGAACAGCCUGAGCUGGAGCCAAAGCCAUGCCUCACUGUCCUAGGCAAGGCAAAGCGGGCAGUGCAGCGAGGUGCCACAGCUGUCAUCUUUGAUGUGUCCGAAAACCCAGAUGCCAUUGACCAGCUGAACCAGGGCUCAGAAGACCCACUGAAGAGGCCAGUGGUGUAUGUGAAGGGGGCUGAUGCAGUCAAAUUGAUGAACAUAGUUAACAAGCAGAAAGUGGCCCGAGCAAGGAUUCAGCACCGGCCCCCUCGGCAACCCACAGAGUACUUUGACAUGGGGAUUUUCCUAGCCUUUUUUGUGGUCGUCUCGCUCGUUUGCCUCAUUCUUCUCGUCAAGAUCAAACUGAAGCAGCGACGUAGUCAGAAUUCCAUGAACAGGCUUGCGGUGCAGGCCUUGGAAAAGAUGGAAACCAGGAAGUUCAAGUUGAAAAAUAAGGGUCACCGUGAAGGAAGCUGUGGAGCUCUGGACACACUCAGCAGCAGUUCAACCUCUGACUGUGCCAUUUGCCUGGAGAAGUACAUGGAUGGGGAGGAGCUGCGGGUGAUUCCCUGCACUCAUCGAUUCCACAAGAAAUGUGUGGAUCCCUGGCUGCUGCAGCAUCAUACCUGCCCCCACUGCCGCCAUAACAUUAUCGAACAAAAGAAGGGAAACCCAGGCCCAGUAUGUUUGGAAUCCACCAACCCAGUGCACAGCCCUCAUUAUCCUGGCCAAGUGCACAGGACCAACCAGAUAACUGCGUAUCCCACCCGGACUAGCAUGGACCCCCAUGGAAAUCCCAUCACGGUGCUGACAGUGGACCGGCAUGGUGAGCAGAGCCUGUACCCAGCACAGUCCCCUGCUUACAUACAAAGCUACCAGCCUGUUCACUUGGAUCAUGCCUUGAACACUCAUCGCUGUGGCCUGGAGCACAGAGCAUGCUCUCCAGCUCAGGCCUUCCGAAGGGCCAAAUUCAAUGGACGACACUUCUCCAAAGCAGCUUGUUUUUCUCAGUAUGAGACCAUGUACCAGCAUUACUACUUCCAAGGCCUUAGCUACCCAGAGCAAGAUGGACAGCCUCCGGCUGGCAUCGCCUCCAAGGGUCCUUCCCGUGCCUUCCAGCCUGCUGGCAGCCUGCUGUUCCCUCCUGUGGUGCAUGUCAUGCCCUCCUCCCACAUGGAAAGUGGCAGCACCUCCAGCUGCUAUCAUGGUCACCGCUCUGUGUGCAGCGGUUACUUGGCUGACUGCCCAGGCAGUGACAGUAGCAGCAGCAGUUCUGGGCAGUGCCACUGCUCCUCCAGUGAUUCCAUGGUUGACUGUACAGAGGUCAGCAACCAGGGGGUCUAUGGGAGCUGCUCCACCUUCCGUAGUUCUCUCAGCAGUGACUAUGACCCUUAUAUUUACCGCAGCAAGAGCCCCUGCUGUGGGGGUGAUGCUGGUGGCACAAGCCCAAGGGCGAUUCUGCUCCUGGAGGGCCCCCAGCAGGACAAGCCUCUGGCACAUGGGCAUGCCCUGGUGGGUGCUGACUGUCGGCCUGUGCCAGCUUCUUCCUCAGGGGACCAACUUUCUACCUGCAGCAUGGAGAUGAACUACAGCAGCAGCUCCUCCCUGGAUCACAGGGAUUCAAAUGGCACUACCUCAGAGGGAGGCCUUGAGGGGACUCCCAGGGCUGCCUUGGCUGUUAAAAGGAACUGGAAAGGUCCAGAAGAUGCAGGACCUCUGAUGGAACAAGCAUGUGCUUGCUGCUUUGAGCUCCAGCAUGCUGCCCUGGAGCCCAGCAAUGGGACAGAAGACUAUGGCGCUCUCUUCUUGGGCUCCCCGCUUUGGGGCAGGUGUGGCCCAGGCAUGGAGCAGCAGCCAGGUAGCUCCCCAGGCCUGUACAGUGUUAACUCGGACCAUGUGCGUAGGACAGAUGGGGUGAAAUAUGAGGGCUUGCCCUGCUGCUUCUAUGAAGAGAAGCAGGUUGCCUGUGGUGGAAUGGGUAGCAGUGAAAGUGGUGGCUGCUACACAGAGGACUAUGCAGUGAGUGUACAGUACACACUUCCUGAGGAGGCCUUGCCAAGCUGCUAUCAAGAGGUGCAUGACAUAGGUCAGUGCAUCCCUAUCAUUCCUGAGGACAGAGACUGUGCAUUAGUCCAGCUGCCAGAGUGCCAAGGAACCCCUGGAGGCUGUAGUUCCUGGGACAGGGCACCUGACAUGGAUGCUCAUCUACCCCGCCAAGGCCUAGCAGAGCUGCAGGAGGAGACGAAGGCCUGCUACCAGGCAGUGUCCCUCCUGUGCCAGAGCUACUCUCGGGACAAAGGCACGAGGAUGCUCUUUCACAGCUCCACCCGGAGCUCACAGGUGGCAGCAGCAACCACAAAGGCUACAGGGUCUGGAUCUUACCUGCUGGAAAGAAGCCAAAUGGGCAACUAGAUCUUGCCAGACUGGGGAGCUUUUUAUGGAGACUUCAAAUUAUGCUGGACUUUCUUUCAGACUUUUUUAACUCUGACAAACACACAAAAGUGGUAAUGCAGAGAAGCCCCUACUCCCAGCCCAGCUGAACUGAGCUCCCCUCCAUUCCUUGCCAGCUUGAUGCCUCCUUUAAUCCUGGGCUUGUAUAAGGACACAAGCCAUUAAGGAGCAGCUCUGAUCUCUAGGGUCCCUUCUACACUAACAACAACAUGGUCCUUUAAAUUUCUGUUUUUUUCAAACCAUGGUGCCAGCUCUUUCUGGCAGAUAACACUGCUACAUUACACAAGCCACAGCGUGUAUAGAUACUGAUCUCUCCUAAAGUGAGUGAAGGCCUUUGAGCUCAGGGCUAUACCUGCCUGAGGGUAUGUCUACACUUGCAGCCUAAUUCAAACUAGGACUGCAAAU